CUCAUCACUAAGAUGGCUUCUGCUUCUGAGGAGAUCACGCCUAAGAUGGACAACCAUUCUGAAAAGUCGGCUCCACACUCAGCAAGCGAUGUUGAGAAGCAAAGCCAAGCUCCAGCAGAGGAGCUGCAAAGGAAGCUGUCAAGUCGCCAUCUCCAGUUCGUCGCAAUUGGCGGAACAGUAGGCACUGGUGUCUUCAUUGCCAGCGGUGGCUCAAUCGCAACUGCUGGUCCAGUCGGCGCCCUCCUCGCAUACGUCUUCGUCGGCACAUUGGUCUACUCCGUCAUGCUCUCGCUCGCAGAGAUGGCAACUUACCUCCCAAUCUCUGGUGCUUUCACGCAAUACGCCGUCCGAUUUGUCGAUCCUAGUCUCGGUUUCGCCAUGGGCUGGGUCUACUGGUUGUCCUGGUCUAUCACAUACGCACUCGAACUCGUCGCGGCUGGUCUCAUUGUCCAAUGGUGGAACCAAGACUUGAGUAUUGGCAUCUUCAUCACCAUUUUCUGGGUCCCCAUUACUUUGAUCAACUUCUUGCCAGUCGAUGUUUUCGGCGAGUUUGAGUUUUGGUUCGCAUUGAUCAAGGUCGUUGCGUUGGUCGGGUUCUGGAUUUUCGCCAUCAUCAUGAACGCUGGCGGUGUCGGUCCGCAAGGCUACAUCGGCUUCAAGUACUGGAAGGAGCCUGGUGCUUUUGCGCCCUAUCUCGCUGAAGGUGCUGUCGCGAAAUUCGUUGGUUUCUGGGCCGUCCUGAUCCAAGCCGGAUUUGCCUUCCAGGGAACAGAGCUUUGCGCCAUCGGUGCAGGAGAAUCCGCCAACCCGCGCAAGACCAUGCCGCAAGCCAUCCGCCGAACUUUCUGGAGCAUCUUCACCCUUUUCGUGUUCACCAUUUUCUUCAUCGGCAUCCUCAUCCCAUACGACAAUGAGAACAUGACGCGUGGCGACACCAACGCCGGAUCAUCGCCCCUCGUCAUCGCCAUCCAACUCGCGGGCGUCAGCGCUCUCCCCGACAUAUUCAACGCCAUUCUCCUCACCGUCGUUCUAUCCGCCGCUAGCUCCAACGUGUACUCCGGAAGUCGUAUCCUAGUCGGUCUUGCAGAGCGCAACUGCGCCCCUGCUUUCUUCAAGCGCACAACCAAACGCGGCGUACCGUUCUACGCCACCGCCGCCACCGCCGCAAUUGGUCUUCUGGCCUACAUGAACCUGUCAUCCAAUGGCUCGGAAGUGUUCAACUGGUUACUCAACAUCACAGCUGUCGCAGGCUUCAUCGCGUGGUCCUGCGUGUGCAUCUGCCAUCUUUGCUUUAUGCGCGCCCUCAAGGCUCAGAACAUCGAUCGCGACACACUUCCAUUCAAGUCAUGGGGCGGCAAGUACCUUGCAUGGUACGCGCUCAUUUUCUGCGUCAUUAUCAUCUUCACGCAAGGUUUCACUGCUUUUGUUCCCUGGAGCGUGAGGGAUUUCUUCAUCGCAUACAUCAGUCUUAUCCUCUUCGUUAUUCUGUACGUCGGCCACAAGUCAAUUACGAGGAGCAAGUUUGUCAAGGCUACCGAGGCGGAUAUCUUUUCGGGACAGUUCAAGGAGGAGUUGAGUGAGAACUGGGAGGAGAGCUCGGCGAGUGGGUGGAAGAAGAUGUUUAGCAAAAUCUUCUAAGUAUAAUGAGUUGGGUGUUUUUGUUUUUGGGUUUGAGUCGUUGCAUUGGGAGCGGGUUUUGAAAAAGUGCUAUGAGCUGCAUGGUUGGGCGGGUUAGUUGCAUUGCAUGGUGUUUUAGGUUUGAUGACGUUUUAGCUGAGCGAGAUACCUUUGUUAAUGACCACUUUCUACUGUUCAUUGUUUUCUCGUCUCUUUUUCUUGUUUGGGCUAUAAUCGAGACUCGUAGUACAAACCUCAAGAACCUGACUUCGAUUAGGAUGAUCCUGAGUAAGAUUGAUUGGGCAUCUGAGUGAAUGCAUGA
Molecule: messenger RNA, 1939 nt
Organism: Dothidotthia symphoricarpi CBS 119687
Lineage: Eukaryota; Fungi; Ascomycota; Dothideomycetes; Pleosporales; Dothidotthiaceae
Product: histidine permease
Exons: 2
Coding region: 13-1638 (541 amino acids)
Biological process (GO): amino acid transmembrane transport
Cellular component (GO): membrane
Molecular function (GO): amino acid transmembrane transporter activity
Source: RefSeq, a predicted model, not a curated record